Messenger RNA from Bursaphelenchus xylophilus (pine wood nematode), 420 nucleotides. NCBI's taxonomy places the organism in Eukaryota, Metazoa, Nematoda, Chromadorea, Rhabditida, Aphelenchoididae. The record is from the annotation of a GenBank genome assembly.
AUGCCCAUUCUCAAGAUCGCCACCGAUCUACAAUCCUCCCAAAUCCCGUCUGACUUCUUGGCCAAAGCGAGUUCUUUGGUGGCCACACUGACGGGAAAGCCGGAAUCCGUGAGUCCCUUCUUUUGCGAAUGUUUCGAAUGUCGUCUUCUUUUAGUACGUCCAAGUGGUGUUAAAUAGUAACAAUGCGAUAUCUUUUGGAGGAAAGGUGAGCUCGUCUGCUUUUGUGGAACUGGGGUCUAUUGGGGGGUUUGGAGGCAAGACCAACGAAAUCGCCGAAGCUCUGACCGGUCUCAUCUCUUCCAAUCUGAAAAUCCCGAAGGAUCGGUAAGAAGUUAGGGUGAUUUAAACUUCUUUAGAUUUUACAUCAAGUUUACGGAGAUCGAAGCAAGUGAACUCUCCCACAAUGGUAGCACCUUCUAA